AUGCGCUCUCUCAUCGCCGCCUCUGUCCUUCUUGGACUCGCGUCUGCUGCUGCUGUACCUGCAGUUGCGCCUCGUACGGGAGGUCACCACCAUGGACAAGGAAAAAAGUUCAAUGUCCAGGUUGGGCCUCGGCCAUACUACCUCGUGGAUGACAUGGACGACGGUCCAUUGAAGGAGAAGCUGGAGAGCUGCUCGGAGCAAGAAUUUGAGACGUCAGACUUUGUCCUGGCCCAUCGUGGAGCACCCCUUCAAUUCCCCGAACAUACCCUCGCAAGCUACAAAGCGGCGCAUCGUAUGGGUGCUGGUAUCAUUGAAUGCGAUGUUGCCUUCACCAAGGACAAGCAGCUCGUCUGCCGACACGCCCAAUGCGACUUGCACACGACCACCAACAUCCUCGACACUCCGCUCGCCGCAAAGUGCACCAAGCCCUUUUCUCCCGCUGCCAAUGGCACCGCUGCGUCGGCCAAGUGCUGCACCUCGGACAUUACACUCGAGGAGUUUGGCACUCUCUGCGGAAAGAUGGACGGCUUCAACCCCAACGCCACAACAGCCAAACAAUACAUGGACGGAACCUCAUACUUCCGUACAGACCUUUACGCCCAACACUGCCCCAAGCUCAUGACCGUCGACGAAUACAUCCCCCUCGUAGACAGCUGGGGCCUCAAAUUCACACCCGAGCUCAAGACCCCCGAAGUACCAAUGCCGUUCGACGGCUACACCCAAGAGCAGUACGCCCAGGACCUCGUCGACAAAUUCCGCGAGUACGACAUCGACCCCAGCCGUGUCUGGCUUCAGUCUUUCUUGCCCGCCGACAUUUUCUACUGGAUCGACAACGAACCAGACUUCGGCGUCCAAGCUGUCUACCUCGACGAGCGCGUCGAUACGCCCGCUGGCUACGCAAACGCUACAGCCAGCAUCCCCGACCUCGCUGCCCGCGGUGUCAAGAUCAUGGCGCCCGCCAUGUUCGCGCUCACGAAGCUCGACGACAAGGGCAAGAUUGUGCCGUCGGAGUAUGCGCUCGCCUGCCAGGAACACGGGUUGGAUAUGAUCGCGUGGUCGUUUGAGCGGUCCGGUUGGCUGCAGAUUGAUGGUGGGGGCUACUACUAUCAGUAUGUGCUGAAUGCUACGAACAAUGAUGGGGAUAUGUAUACUGUGCUGGAUGUUUUGGCCCAGGAUGUGGGUAUUUUGGGCAUGUUUUCGGAUUGGCCGGCUACGGUUACUUAUUAUGCUAAUUGCUUUGGGUUGUGA
Messenger RNA from Bipolaris zeicola 26-R-13, 1248 nucleotides. RefSeq lists its product as uncharacterized. Gene Ontology annotation, molecular function: glycerophosphodiester phosphodiesterase activity. Gene Ontology annotation, biological process: lipid metabolic process. Lineage: Eukaryota; Fungi; Ascomycota; Dothideomycetes; Pleosporales; Pleosporaceae. The record is from RefSeq and is a predicted model, not a curated record. The coding region runs from base 1 to 1248 and encodes 415 amino acids. The transcript has a single exon.